Molecule: messenger RNA, 2485 nt
Organism: Daphnia magna
Lineage: Eukaryota; Metazoa; Arthropoda; Branchiopoda; Diplostraca; Daphniidae
Exons: 8
Coding region: 1191-2297 (368 amino acids)
Source: RefSeq, a predicted model, not a curated record
AGAAAUCAUCCAAUUGGCUCGGAUACAGCGCUUGUUUUAAACAGCACAAUAUACCCAGGAGAAUCAGCCGGUAGUUGCAAGCAAAUAAAUCAAGCACAUCUAUCUAACCAAUUACUUUGCUAGACGAAAAGUUUCCCCCCAUUAUCGAUCAAUAGCUCUAGGCUUUCUAUUGCCAUCCCACGGAUUGAGCUAUAUGGUCGCCUGUAGCCCGUUUGCCAUUCACUACUAAACAGCGUGAAACUCAUCGAUGACCAUUUCGAUUAACCUUUAGGCUUUAGCCCACGUAUUUGAGUAUAGGCCAAAUCUAAGGGUAUACAUUAACAACCCCUACGAACACAAGCCCUUUCUCUACUGUUUGUUACUCUGUGAAUAAGAAACGUGUCGGUGGGGAUUGACGAGGCUUACACACCCUCGCUAGUAUAACCUGUCUUGGAAAAUGGGACGUAUCUGCUGCUGCCAUAUAGAUUUGCCUACGCAGAAUGGACGCUGCUGUUCAUUCAGAGUAAAAGCAGUGCUAUAUAUACCAAAGCCCCGCUGGUAUAAUGAUAUAUAGUCUCACAUCACAUUAAAGUGUAAGAAAGCCGGACUAUGCACAUUGUUGAUGGUAGGCUAUAAUACAUAAUAGAGUACUGUACAGUGUCCAAUCGUCAGAUGGACGGGAAAUUGGAUUGGCGAUUUCGAGUCUCAACAAUCGACGCCUAUUGCAGCUAUACGUUUCUAUUCACUAAGAAUUUCAGGAAAUCCAGCGAGAUUGAAUUGGGUUUCGAUCGACCGUGAUGCGCGUGCGUGACGCACCUUUCACCGCUCGCUUCCGUUUGUGGUUCGCCUAUAUAUCGCCGUGCACGUCUUCGAUAUAAUCCUACUUAGAGUCUCCGGUGUCACUAAAAAAGAACUAAACAUACAGGCUCCAAGUUCCAUUGACGAUUUCAUUCUCUCAGCGUCCCCUUCUGGAGGACUAUUUUUUUUUGUAACAGUGACGACAACGCAGCGAUUUGCAUUCAAAGAACAUCGUUUGUCUUUCCUUUCGUAGUUUUAUUUGAAAAAAAAGGAACUGAUCACCAUGUAACAAAUCAACAGUAUUCAAAGUAGUUUCAUUGAAGUUUAGUCCCACGAAAAGAGAGCGUGAUUUUAGACUCUACAGUUAAUCAUAAUCAACGGGAUUGUUGAUUAGCUUCAGUGGUAUAUAUAUAAUGGCGAUUGGAGUGUCAUCAUUUGAAUUUGGCGGUCGUUGCCGCUCGUGCUGCGCAUUGUUCCUCUGCUUUUGGAUAUUUAUGGCCGGUCCAGUGUCGGGGACGUUGCAUAUUCAGCAAAUAGUUGUGCCGGUUCAGGUCAUGACUGGUUCGAAUGUGGUUCUUCGUUGUCUAUUUACCGACACGGAUUCCAGCUCAACACUUCCCACCAGUAAUCAUAGAGAAGCUCUAACUGAUUACGAUCAUAUCGCGGGUGGUCCACUCUAUUCGCUAAAGUGGUACAAAGGAUCGCACGAAUUCUACAGGCACCUUCCAAGGGAGAAUCCACCAACAAAAGUUUUUCAUUGGUCUCAGUUUAACAUAGAGACAGACGCUUUAGAGCCGGGUAAAGUGAUUUUGCGUGGCGUCACACCAGAAGCCGAAGGAUCGUACAAGUGCGAAGUGUCAGCCGAGGGUACAUUCCACACUGAUGUUGCUGAAGCCAAUCUAACCGUCAUCGACGUUGAAAAUGAAGCGAUAACGCUGACACCAGAUUUACCAUUAGAUGAAGCCAGGAUUGGUGACCGAAGAAAAUGGAAUUGUACUUUUGGUAGGAGUCGGCCGAGGGCUCACAUCGCAUGGUUCAUCAAUGGCGAGCCGGUUUCGCACAACUCUCGUUACCUAUUGAGCAGCAAAAGUAUGGACAGUGAAGCCUGGACGACGAAUCCAAAUAGUGGAACGACAAAACGCUUGGAAUGGGUCAAUUCAGUUCUUGAAUUAACUCUUGCUGAACGCCAUUUCAAAAAUCAGUGGCUUCGAGUGUCUUGCGUGGUUCAAAUUGGCAGUGGAUACAAAAAAACAAAGGAGGUCUACGUCCGGGAAGAACAAAAAGGCUCGGCUGGUCGUCAGUCCAACCGCAAUCCGUCACCUGUCGUCGGAGCCAAUGGCAGCCGGACUGGAAGUAAUAGAGAAGACGAAUUCCAUCCGUCCAUGUCUAAAAUCGCUGGAUCAAAGAAGGCCAAUUCAGAUGACUCGGGCUCCCACGUUAUAACUGGCUCGUCAUUACUCAGCUCGCUGAUUUCUACGCUCACUUUGUUCCACGCAGUUCAAAUCGCUAAUCAUCUCUGAGAAGGUAAUGGUGCAACACUGAGAAGAGGUCUGCGGGGACACAGAAAAUAAAUUUAAGAAAAUUAAAUUCCAAAUUCCAUCGUCCAUUUGUUAACUUGGCUCCAAACUGUGGUACAUAAAUUCUUUGAAAAAGUGUAUGCAUCCUGUAAUCAGUAUACGUUAACAGUCACUAAAUUACCUUCACAUUU